Molecule: messenger RNA, 1370 nt
Organism: Hevea brasiliensis (rubber tree)
Lineage: Eukaryota; Viridiplantae; Streptophyta; Magnoliopsida; Malpighiales; Euphorbiaceae
Product: agamous-like MADS-box protein AGL15
Exons: 8
Coding region: 281-1048 (255 amino acids)
Biological process (GO): positive regulation of transcription by RNA polymerase II
Cellular component (GO): nucleus
Molecular function (GO): RNA polymerase II cis-regulatory region sequence-specific DNA binding; protein dimerization activity; DNA-binding transcription factor activity, RNA polymerase II-specific
Source: RefSeq, a predicted model, not a curated record
CUAUCUCUCGCCAUUUGUGUCCAAAAGAAAAAAAAAAACGCUCACUUUCUCUCUCUUUCUUCCUAACCCCUUUUAUCUUCUCCUCUCUCUAUAUUAAGCAACCCCAAAUAAAGGGCUUUCUUCUUUUCUCUCUGUCUAUCUAGAUAAACGAAGAAAGAAAGCUUUUUGCUUUGUUUUUAAAGAUUGAAAAUUGAAUUUUGAGAGGAUCAUAUAUGUUUUCCCUUUUUGUUGGUUUUUGUGGGUUUUGAUCAGUUGGGACUUUGUUUUUUGGGGAGGAAAAAUGGGUAGAGGGAAGAUUGAGAUCAAGAGGAUUGAGAAUGCAAAUAGCAGGCAAGUCACAUUCUCUAAAAGAAGAGCUGGGUUGCUUAAAAAGGCUCAAGAACUUGCCAUUCUCUGUGAUGCUGAAGUUGCUGUUAUUAUCUUCUCCAACACUGGCAAGCUCUUUGAGUUCUCCAGCUCUGGCAUGAAGAGAACACUUUCAAGGUACAACAAGUGUCUCGAUUCACCAGAGCCUACUAGAGUAGAAUGCGAGGCAGAGAAACAAGAUUCAAGGGAGGUGGAUGUUCUUAAAGAGGAAAUUGCUAAGCUACAAGCAAAAGAGCUGCGGCUCUUGGGCCAGGACCUGACUGGCUUGAGUUUGAAAGAGUUGCAACAUCUAGAGCAGAAAUUAAAUGAAGGGUUAUUGUGCGUGAAAGAGAAAAAGGAACAUUUACUGAUGGAACAACUAGAGCAAUCCAGAGUACAGGAACAACGGGCUAUGCUGGAGAAUGAAACUUUGCGCAGACAGGUUGAGGAGCUUCGAGGUUUCUUCCCGUCAACAGAUCACUCAGUCCCAACUUAUCUGGAAUACUAUUCUAUGGACAGGAAGCAUUCUUUUGUAAACAAUGGUUCUGCAAGUACCGACGCAGCCUGCAAUUGCUCGAUGGAGAAAGGAGAUUCGGAUACUACCUUGCAUUUGGGGUUGCCGACUGAUGCAUACCGAAAGAGGAAGGCACCCGAAGGAGAAAGCCAUUCCAAUGAUUCAGGGAGCCAAUUAGUCUUGCUGUGAACUGUUAAUAGAAACAGGUACAGUUGUUUAUAGCAGUUUCCGGAGGCUUUGAUUUAGCCAAACAAAAGACGAUCCUUCAAAGUUGUAGUUAGUGUUCCUUCAGUAAACAGUGUUUCUGUUGUAGGAGAAAAACUGAUGGUUCAGGAGACAGAUGGAAACAAGUAGUAGUAAUUAGUGUUAUCCAUUUUGAUUAAUGGGUUACAGAUCUUUUUAUUUUUUUCUUCUCACCUGUAUCAGAAUAGUCUAUGCUGCCUAGUUUUUGGCUCUGACGAUAGCAGUAACUAGGAUGCACUUGAGACAAAAAUCUGGUUCUUUUGAAGCA